AUGAAUACCAUUCGGAAUCCAGACGCCAUGAAGUCUCAAAACCCUCGCCGGGGACGUCACGUUUCACGACCUCCAUCGCUCGCCUCCACAGCAGACGUUCAUGCAUCGCGCUCGCGCUAUCAGUUGAAGAAGAAUCAAACAUUUCACUCGAAAAGCCCCUCUUCGUCCGAUGAUGAGGAUCCCCUCGCGGACCUAGCCUGCUCACCUCGUCGCUCCUCGACCUCCCCUGCCGCCCUUCAAGCCAUUCUCGCCGGUCAGCAACGUAUGCACAAACUUUUGAGUCGCUUCGACCUAGAUUCUAGCGACUCAGCGCCUCGACAAGAGCGCGACGGCCUCCCAGUUCCCAGGGGUUACCUUGAGAUUCACCUCGAGCGCUCACAAUCCGGCAAAGGAGAUUCCUUCCAUUACGAUCUACGCAGAGGCCCCUCGAGGAAGGAUUCGCAGACCAAGGUCAGGAAGGUGCACUGCCACCCUUCUGAUAGUGGUCUAGGAACAUCAAUUAGCAGCUGCGAGACCUCAUCCGCACGCCAAGGUGAGCUAUCAUUGUUACAGGCUCCUGACAUGCAUUUUAAUCUAAUUUUGCCUGCAGCCAAAGAGAGCCGCUCAAAGACAGUCACGCGCACACAGUCGGCUAUCACUAGCUCUUUAAUGGCUGUUGAGCCGGAAUCUGCUUCGAAGCAGAAUCUCAGCCUCAGCGCAAGCGAGGAGAUUGAAAAGCGAAUCCUCACCCCCCUACUCGGGCAGGAGUUUUGCAAGCCCUUCCAUCACCUUGUCGAGAGCGCUCGCGAGCAGAUCGAGAAGAAGCAGAUUGGUACUCUUCGUGAUCUUGAGAAGUCUCUCCUCCACGGAGCUGCUGACGUGGAAGCGGAGGUUGGCUCUUACUACCAGUUCUGCAGUUCUACUAUCUUGUGUCUGAGUGAGACGUACACUCACCUGGACCCCCGGGACCUGUGUAUCCCUACGGAUAAGAGCUACAGCAACUCGUACUUUCUCGACCUCACUGCCCAGGUCCACCGUUUCAAGGCCAUGCGGGACGAGGCUCGCAAGAACAAGAAAGAGGCAUCUGAGCUCAAAUUGACCCUGGAAGGCGGCAUGAGCCAAACUGGACGUCCUCUUGAGCUCGUCGCACAAAAGGAAGGCCAGGCGGUCUCUAUGCAGACUGGCGAGGCUUAUGAUGCCCACGCUCCACCCUUGGUGAAGCGUACACUUAGUCUGAAUGAAGCGGAUGAGGGAGCUAGGCGGUCUAUGGCUCGUCGCAAGAAGAACGCUCCCCCCAUGAACAUCAACACCAAGUGCUCUCACUGUGACAAGAUCUUCCAGAGACCUUGUGAUUUGACGAAACAUGAGAAAACGCACUCGCGUCCAUUCAAGUGCCCCUUUGAAGGAUGCAAGUACCACGAGCUUGGAUGGCCUACCGAGAAGGAGAACGAGCGUCACGUCAACGAUCGUCAUUCGACCACUCCCCGCAUGUACGCCUGCACGUUCAACGGUUGCGCAUACAAAUCGAAGAGAGAGAGUAACUGCAAGCAGCACAUGGAGAAGGCUCACGGCUGGAAUUAUGUGCGUGCCAAGAACAAUGGACGCAAUGCUAAGCGGCGGGCUACUUCGGCUCGCGCUAGUCCAGCUGAAGACAGCACCGCUCAGUCGAGCCCACUGCACAUGAGCCCUGACCAAGUCAGCCCUGUUCAGCUGGCCCCCGCUCAGUUGGCUUCUCUCCAAAUGGCUUCGGAUAUCAGCUCUUUGCAGAUGACUCCGGACCAGGUCAACUUGCUGCAGAUGAAUGCUGACCAUAUGAGCCCUCUCCAACUGAGCCCGGACCAUAUGAGUCCACUCCAAAUGACCCCCGACCGUGCCAGCCCUGCCGAAAUGCUCUCCCUUCAGAUGAGCCCGGAUCAGGGCAGCUCGGUUCAAAUGAGCCCACCCCAAGUCAGUCCCGCUCAGCUCAGCACACCGGCAACGGGCCCUCUCCAAUCCCCGGGAUUUGUCAACAACUAUUCGCAAAACCCGAUGUUGCCGCUGCAGGACCCGUACUCUCAGCUGAAGCACGAAGACUGCGUCUUGUAUACCGACAAUGACUUUGCCCCUCUCAACGGAACGACAGACUUCUUCGAGGAUGCCUCCUUCGGGUACGGUGAGCAUAUGUACCAGCCUGGCCAGAUGGACUUUAGCUCCAUUGGAGCUUUUUACGAUGACUCCAUCAUGAACAGCAUGCUCUUCGACACUGCUGCCAAUGGCAACAACAACAACUUUCCGGAUGAGAGCAUGUACAUGUUCAACCAAACGCAGAUGCCACCGUUUUAG
Aspergillus luchuensis is the source of this 2301-nucleotide messenger RNA. It is a transcript of the gene ace1, whose product is annotated as putative C2H2 transcription factor (Ace1). The record is from RefSeq and is a predicted model, not a curated record. The transcript is spliced from 4 exons. Gene Ontology annotation, biological process: regulation of transcription by RNA polymerase II. Gene Ontology annotation, cellular component: nucleus. Bases 1 to 2301 code for a protein of 766 amino acids. Lineage: Eukaryota; Fungi; Ascomycota; Eurotiomycetes; Eurotiales; Aspergillaceae.